AUGGCUAAAGCCCUGUACGACGCUGUAGUCGCUCGUUACUCCUCCCCUGCCACUGCCUACCUUUUUCCCGAGUUGUCCGCCUUUGCCACAGUCGACGACCUAGUCACCCACCUCCGCACUAGUGACACUCGCUACUGCGCCGUGCUUCCCACCAAGUUUCUAGACAAGAACCCUCCCCCCAUGUACAUCGCUCUCUACUUCAUAUUCACCCACCUCCCUGACUCUCUUAGCGCAGUCAAGGACCUCUUUCUCGCCAUGGACCCCACGGACCUCAUUGCUUGUGCUGCUGUUGUUGGCUUCAUUUGUGCUGAGGAGGUCGCGGCUGCGUCUGCUCCUAGUGGGAGGCGCCGCAACGGCACGGGCAAGGGAGGCAAGGGUGGUGGGGGUGGCAACGGUGGAGGCUGUAGUUGGGGGGGCUUGCCGCUGGAGACACUGCCGCUGGAGGCAAUGGAGCUGGAGGCGCUGGAGCUGCUGGUCCUGGAGGUGUUGGAGGUCCUGCUGGAGCUGGAGGUACCGGAGGUGCUGGAGUUGCUGGUUUUGGAGGUGCUCGUGGUGGAGGUACUAGAGCUGCCGGAGCUGGUGGUGCUGCUGGUGCUGGAGGUGCUGGCGGUCCUGGUGGAGCUCGAGGUACCGGAGGUGCUGGAGCUGCUAGUCCUGGAGGUGCUCGUGCAGGAGGUGCUCGAGCUGCCGGAGCUGGUGGUGCUGCUGGUGCUGGAGGUGAUGGCAGUCCUGCUGGAGCUGGAGGUACUGGAGGUGCUGGAGCUGCUGGUCCUGGAGGUGUCCGUGCUGGAGGUACUGGAGCUGCCGGUGCUACUGGUGCUGGAGGUGCUGGAGGUGCUGGAGGUGCUGGAGCUGCUGGUCCCGGAGGUGCUCGUGCUGGAGGUAUCGGAGCUACUGGAGCUGGUGGUGCUGCAGGCGUUGGAGCUGGAGACCCUGGAGCUACAGGCGCUGGAGCUAGAGACCCUGGCGCUCGGGGUACAGGUGUUGUCGGUACAGGUGCUGGAGGCACUGUGCGGCCGCGUCCGUACUUCGUUCUACUGCUUCGCCAGGUUCUUAGAAUAG
Molecule: messenger RNA, 1062 nt
Organism: Closterium sp. NIES-65
Lineage: Eukaryota; Viridiplantae; Streptophyta; Zygnematophyceae; Desmidiales; Closteriaceae
Source: the annotation of a GenBank genome assembly